This is a messenger RNA of Elephantulus edwardii (Cape elephant shrew), 3659 nucleotides long. RefSeq names its product argonaute RISC catalytic component 3 (gene AGO3). Gene Ontology annotation, molecular function: protein binding; RNA binding. NCBI's taxonomy places the organism in Eukaryota, Metazoa, Chordata, Mammalia, Macroscelidea, Macroscelididae. The transcript has 19 exons. Gene Ontology annotation, biological process: regulatory ncRNA-mediated gene silencing; regulation of stem cell proliferation. The coding region runs from base 336 to 2918 and encodes 860 amino acids. The record is from RefSeq and is a predicted model, not a curated record.
GCUUCCGGGGGCGUCCCCUGGGGGAGGUCGGUGGCACGGCAGUCGCGGAGGAGCAGUAGGAGCCUUAGCAGCCGCGGACGAUGCAAGUUGCGGACGGGGCUCCUCUCUGUCACCUCAUGCCUCACCUUCCUCUCCUCUAGUCCUGCGCUGUCGCCCUGCAGCGGCUCUUCCUAACGGGAAGCCUUCGGAGUGCGGUUGCUGAAGCGACGCCGUCACCACCCGGGUCCCGGGGCCGAGCGAAGGUGUCUGUCGCGCCGCGUCGCCCCCUCGCGCCGCCUCCUUGCCCCCAGUGGUGGGCGCCGUUCUCCCUCGGAGCACUGCCCCCAGCUCCAUGAAUGGAAAUCGGCUCCGCAGGACCCGUUGGGGCCCAGCCCCUACUCAUGGUACCCAGAAGACCUGGCUAUGGCACCAUGGGCAAACCCAUUAAACUACUGGCUAAUUGUUUUCAAGUUGAAAUCCCAAAGAUUGAUGUCUACCUCUAUGAGGUGGAUAUUAAACCAGACAAAUGUCCUAGAAGAGUGAACAGAGAGGUGGUUGACUCAAUGGUCCAGCAUUUCAAAGUAACUAUAUUUGGGGACCGAAGACCAGUAUAUGAUGGAAAAAGAAGCCUAUACACAGCCAAUCCACUUCCUGUGGCAACUACUGGGGUAGAUUUAGAUGUUACAUUACCGGGAGAAGGUGGAAAAGAUCGACCUUUCAAGGUGUCAAUUAAAUUUGUCUCUCGUGUGAGCUGGCAUCUACUGCAUGAAGUUCUGACAGGACGAACCUUGCCUGAGCCACUGGAAUUGGACAAGCCAAUCAGCACUAACCCUGUCCAUGCUGUUGAUGUGGUGCUACGACAUUUGCCCUCCAUGAAAUAUACGCCUGUUGGACGUUCCUUUUUCUCAGCUCCAGAAGGAUAUGACCACCCUCUGGGAGGGGGCAGGGAGGUAUGGUUUGGAUUCCAUCAGUCUGUUCGGCCUGCUAUGUGGAAAAUGAUGCUUAAUAUUGAUGUUUCUGCCACUGCCUUCUACAAAGCACAACCUGUAAUACAGUUCAUGUGUGAAGUUCUUGACAUUCAUAACAUUGAUGAGCAACCAAGACCUCUGACUGAUUCUCAUCGGGUAAAAUUCACCAAAGAGAUAAAAGGUCUGAAGGUUGAAGUGACUCAUUGUGGAACAAUGAGACGGAAAUACCGUGUUUGUAAUGUAACAAGAAGGCCUGCCAGUCAUCAAACUUUUCCUUUACAGCUUGAAAAUGGCCAAACUGUGGAGAGAACAGUAGCACAGUAUUUUAGAGAAAAGUAUACUCUUCAGCUGAAGUAUCCCCAUCUUCCCUGUCUGCAAGUGGGGCAGGAGCAGAAACAUACCUACCUUCCACUAGAAGUCUGUAAUAUUGUAGCAGGGCAACGGUGUAUCAAGAAGCUUACAGACAAUCAGACUUCCACUAUGAUCAAGGCAACAGCAAGAUCUGCACCAGAUAGACAAGAGGAAAUUAGCCGACUGGUAAGAAGUGCAAAUUAUGAAACAGAUCCAUUUGUUCAGGAGUUUCAAUUUAAAGUUCGAGAUGAAAUGGCCCAUGUAACUGGUCGCGUUCUUCCGGCACCGAUGCUACAAUAUGGAGGACGGAAUCGGACAGUAGCAACACCAAGCCAUGGAGUAUGGGACAUGCGAGGGAAACAGUUCCACACAGGAGUUGAAAUAAAAAUGUGGGCUAUAGCUUGCUUUGCCACGCAGAGGCAGUGCAGAGAAGAAAUACUAAAAGGUUUCACAGACCAGCUGCGGAAGAUUUCCAAGGAUGCAGGAAUGCCUAUCCAGGGCCAGCCUUGCUUCUGCAAAUACGCACAGGGGGCAGAUAGUGUGGAGCCCAUGUUCCGGCAUCUCAAGAACACCUACUCAGGGCUGCAGCUCAUUAUUGUCAUCCUGCCAGGGAAGACGCCAGUGUAUGCGGAGGUGAAACGUGUAGGAGACACACUUCUGGGUAUGGCCACACAGUGUGUUCAAGUCAAGAAUGUAAUCAAAACAUCUCCUCAAACUCUUUCAAACUUGUGCCUAAAAAUAAAUGUUAAGCUUGGAGGAAUCAAUAAUAUUCUUGUACCUCAUCAAAGACCUUCUGUGUUCCAGCAACCAGUGAUCUUUUUGGGAGCAGAUGUCACUCACCCACCUGCUGGGGAUGGGAAGAAGCCUUCUAUUGCUGCUGUUGUAGGUAGUAUGGAUGCUCACCCAAGCAGAUACUGUGCUACAGUAAGAGUUCAAAGACCUCGACAGGAGAUCAUCCAAGAUUUGGCCUCCAUGGUUCGGGAACUUCUUAUUCAAUUUUAUAAGUCAACUCGAUUCAAACCUACCCGCAUCAUCUUUUAUCGGGAUGGUGUUUCCGAAGGACAAUUUAGGCAGGUAUUAUAUUAUGAACUACUAGCAAUUCGAGAAGCCUGCAUCAGUUUGGAGAAAGACUAUCAACCUGGAAUAACUUACAUCGUAGUUCAAAAGAGACAUCAUACUCGAUUAUUUUGUGCUGAUAGGACAGAAAGGGUCGGAAGAAGUGGCAAUAUCCCAGCUGGAACAACAGUUGAUACAGACAUUACCCAUCCAUAUGAGUUUGAUUUUUACCUCUGUAGCCAUGCUGGAAUACAGGGUACCAGCCGUCCUUCACACUAUCAUGUUUUAUGGGAUGAUAACUGCUUCACUGCAGAUGAACUUCAGCUGCUAACUUACCAGCUCUGCCACACCUAUGUGCGCUGUACACGGUCUGUUUCUAUACCUGCACCAGCGUAUUAUGCUCAUCUGGUGGCAUUCAGAGCCAGGUACCAUCUUGUGGACAAAGAACAUGACAGUGCUGAAGGAAGUCACGUUUCAGGACAGAGCAAUGGACGAGAUCCACAAGCUCUUGCCAAGGCUGUACAGAUUCACCAAGAUACCUUACGCACAAUGUACUUUGCUUAAUAAUUCAAGUAUAUUCUCUGAGAAGAACUGAAAGAGGACUGGACAUAUACAACAUGUAUUUCCAGGGGAGUCAGUUAAGUGGGGAUGCCUCAGCCAUACAGAAACCAACACUAUGGGGGACCAGGGUCUGAUAUUUAUAUGAUACAAGAAAGAUUGUUUACUUCAUCAAGGAACACAGCUCCAUUAUGCAAUAUGAAACCAGCCAACUGCUUUUUCGUGCAGUCUCCCAUAGGAAGUAUUGCAAUUGUUUGGUUUUUCACUUCUUGUAGUCUACCCUUUUAAUGCCUUUACCUCAAGUUGCUUGGCAGCACAACUACCUUUGCAAAAAAAAUAAAGGAAAGGAAAAUGAUAGUUUUACACACGUACACACACAAACACACACACACCCUACAUGAAUAAUUGAAGUUAUUGUUCAUUAUUGUUCACAGUUUUGUGUGCAAAAAAAAAAAUGUGUAUUUGUGUAUUCUUGUGAAUUCUCUGUGUAUCUAUUAUAUAUUUACAUGCACACUUAAUAUGCAUAUAUAUCUGGAUCUGGAUGAUAGUAGAUAUAUAUGUGUCUAUGUACAUAUUUUCAUGGUUCAUUCCACUGGGAAGUUUUCUUUCCUUUCUACUUCCCCUCUUCUCUUUAAUUUCUCUCUACUUCCCUUGCCUUCAUCACCUCCACCUUUUUCCUCUAAUGCUACCAGUGCCACUCAGAUAUACAUAUAUCUGGUUCAUUUUGAUGUGAAGCAUAAAAAACUA